AUGGCUUCUACGCCCUAUGGAAUUUGCGAGAAGUAUAUGUAUAGAUUGCCAGGGACGUCUGAGGAACCGGCUUGCUUAUUCCAGUGCUGGAAUGCUCGUAUCCUGAACUUGUCCACCAAUGACACGCUCCUCGAUUCCAACAACAUGUCUCAAUACCAAUACGUCAUUGCCCUCAUGAUCUUUCUAGUGGCGUAUUCUUUAUUCGAAGCACCUAGCAACCUUGCUCUUAAAGUAUUUAGUCCAAAUAUAUGGCUGGGCUUUCUGGUUAUUGUGUUUGGGGCCUUCUGUGCUGGUAUCGCAGGUGCUCGUAACUUCGAGCAGAUCGCUAUCAUUCGUUUCUUUCUAGGUGCCUUUGAAGCUGGCGUAUUCCCUGGGAUGAUUUUCUACAUGAGCUUUUAG
Messenger RNA from Fusarium subglutinans, 399 nucleotides. Its product is annotated as vitamin H transporter. Gene Ontology annotation, molecular function: transmembrane transporter activity. Gene Ontology annotation, cellular component: membrane. Bases 1 to 399 code for a protein of 132 amino acids. Lineage: Eukaryota; Fungi; Ascomycota; Sordariomycetes; Hypocreales; Nectriaceae. The transcript is spliced from 3 exons. The record is from RefSeq and is a predicted model, not a curated record.